Molecule: messenger RNA, 3348 nt
Organism: Cydia splendana
Lineage: Eukaryota; Metazoa; Arthropoda; Insecta; Lepidoptera; Tortricidae
Product: deoxycytidylate deaminase-like
Exons: 5
Coding region: 48-554 (168 amino acids)
Biological process (GO): pyrimidine nucleotide metabolic process
Cellular component (GO): cytoplasm
Molecular function (GO): dCMP deaminase activity; zinc ion binding
Source: RefSeq, a predicted model, not a curated record
GUUUGUGCUAGUUAAGAGGAAUUUAAAGCAUUAUAUUUCUGUAAAAAAUGGCUGAUAAGAGCGGAACUAAUAAAAAAAGGAAAAGUAUAAUAACAGAUGACAAGGAGGAACAAUACUUCAUGGCGUUAGCAGUUCUCGCAGCCAUGCGCAGUCCGGACCCCGAACUUGGCGUUGGCGCAUGUAUUGUCGACGCCGAUAGAAAAGUUGUCGGGUUAGGUUACAACAGGCAUCCAUAUGGUUGUGAAGGGUUCUCGUGGGACAAGAAAGAAAAACAUAACUAUGUAUGCCACGCAGAGCUGAACGCCAUUGUCAACAAAAACUCCGUAGAUGUAAAAAAUUGUUCAAUCUACGUAACUCUGAUCCCCUGCAACGAAUGUGCUAAGCUAAUAAUACAAUCUCGCAUUAGAGAAGUAGUUUAUCUCGAUGAAAAGAAGACUAAGGAAGAACAUAUUGAAGCGAGAGAACUGGUAUUUAAGAUGUUUACAGGGGCCAAAGUGAUUUGUAGGCAAUUCAUGCCGGAUAAAAAGAAGAUUGAAAUUAACUUUGACGGCUAGCUACGACGAUUUAUAUUUCGGGAUUUGAAAUUAUUAACAACAUUAUACUAACAGAAAUAGCUUUAUUGCUUUUCAAAAUAUUCUCCUUUGAGGUCUACGCAUUUUUUCAUUCGGGUAAACCAGUUUUUGUAACAGUUCAACCACUCCGACGGGGAAACCUCUAAAACGUGCGUUUUGAACGCAUCGACCGCGGCUUCAUCUAGGAAAUAGGAACAAAGUACCGUAAAAUGGGGUGAGUAGAGUCAAAACUGAAAUUCAAACCUCGAUAACAUUUUAUUUUUACAUAUGAAAACUGAAUGGUGUAUAUAAUAAGUGUUCCGGACGUUUGUAUUUUAGUUUUUAUUUUAUUUUGGGUAGUUCCAUUUCAUAACUUUGGCGAUAAAGAGGAAAACCGAUCUCACCCCGUAGUGCCUCGUAUUUGGGGUGAGAGGGGUUUUCAUACAAAGGUGAUUUUGGAAGAUUGUUGGAUCGAUUUUUUUUAUUAUGCGUAUAUACGUACUAUAGCUCCAUUUUUAAUUGGAAUACAUUAUUUUUGUAGCAGUAGCCUUAAAAUUCCUUCUCACCCCCCUCUCAAACCUUCUCUCCCCAUUCAUAACCCACCUCUCCCCGCGAAACCUACUCACCCCGUUUUACGGUACUGGCUAAAGAAUAUUCACAAUGAAAAACAGAAUAGAAUAAUGCCAUAUCUUUGAUGAUGUUUUGGAUUUAUUAAAACUUUUGGAAUGUAAUAUUUUUUUGCUUUUAUGUUACUAAUGUCUGUGUACCUACACUGUCACUUAUUUUUACAUGGUCAUCUUUUACUUCGGUAUGGGUGUUGAUUAUUUUUAUAGUGUUUUAUUUUAUUUUACUUUAAUUGAUAAUUCAAUGAAUUGUUAUUCAAUUGAGAUCGACCUAAUUAUAAGUAUGAAUAUUAAUUACCCUUUUGACAUGUAAAAUUUGUAAAUUUAUGAAUAAAAGAAUAUAAAUAUGAAUAUUUAAGCCAUGUUUAUUAAAUAAGAAUGAAUAAGCUGUAUUUCGAUGAUAAUAGCUGUUAAAGAUGAGAUUGCUGCGAUUGUUGCUCAAGACGAAAGUCUUUAAUCAAUGUGUGUUACCAGUGAUGACUUACGGCUCCGAAACGUGGUCUUUCACUAUCGGCCUCAUCUCAAACCUCAAAGUCGCUCUACGAGCUAUGGAGAGGGCUAUGCUCGGAGUUUCUCUACGUGUACAUAGCCUACCGGAUUAGCAAGCUGAAGUGGCAAUGGGCAGGCCACAUUGCACGCAGAGAAGAUGGCCGAUGGGGUCGAAAAGUGCUCGAGUGGAGACCACGGACUAGCAAGCGCAGCGUAGGACGUCCACCCACAAGAUGGACAGACGACCUUGUUAAGGUCGCCGGAAGACGCUGGAUGCGGGUCGCUUCCAACCGGCAUGUAUGGAGGUCCAAGGGGGAGGCCUAUGUUCAAAUCGAAUCAAAUCAAAAAAUCAAAAAUAUACUUUAUUCAUGUAGGCCUAGCAUAGGGUUGCCAUAAGUGUGGGGACUCAGACCGGGACAUUUAGAGAAAACCGGCCAAGUGCGAGUCGGACUUGCGUCGCGUUUAAAGGGUUACACAAUUUAUAACAAUGUAUUUUUUCAUGUGAAACGUGAGUGAAAUGUCUAUAAUUAAGUCCGACUCACGCUUGACUGCACCUUUCUAAUAGGUUUUCCUAUAGAUAGGUAAAGAACUAUUUUGUGUUUUUUUUUUUUUUCAAAAUUUUAGCACAGUAGUUUCGGAGAUAAAUUUUCCAUGUGUUUAAAUGAUUAUUCAUUGACCAGUCAAGCUACCAUGUAGAUUCAGGGAAUUCAGGGUCAACCAGCAAAAAACGCGAGCGCGAAAUUUUUUUGACAAAGUUGUGAAAGCGUGUUAAAAAGGCCGGGCCGGGCCUAAAAAUCCGAAGUUCCCCAGUGAGGCUAGCUUUCAUGCAAGGUCGAAGCCGUGCUUCAGGAUAAGCUCAGCUAGAGCAUAGACGCCAACCAAUGUCCACUGUAUUAAAAAGCGAAACCGCAGGCCGAGCUUGGCGCAGCGAGGUCAAAGGCUAAGCUGAAGAAGAGGAGAUUUGGAAGACAAACCAAAAAUUUAGGUAAAAUGUGAGGCUGAAGGUCGAGCUCAGAAAUCUCCACAUUACUUAAUAAGCCCGAAGCGUACUUAUAACCAGCGCGGUGAGCUUUCAUGCGAGGCAAAAGGCCAAGCUUCUCAAAUCAAAUUUUUAUAUUUGUUAAAAAUUAAGCGACGCCGAAGGUCGAUCUGUAAGAAAGCAGCGCUAGUGUUACUCAACAAUAAUAUGUGUCAUAUGUAGGUACAAGAGUUACUCGGAGGGCCGAAGUUCCAUUGAUGAGGUUUUAGGCCCUUGGGAGCCUGAAAUACGAGCUCUACAUUACAGACUUUAAAAGGUAUAAAAUAACAUAAUUUACAUAAUCAUCUAAUUAUUGUGUGUCUGAGAAACUGAUAUUGGACAUUAGGUAAAAGUAGGUACCAUAAUACAUUUUUUUUUAAUUUUGGCCAUGGAUAUGAAACGUAGAAAUGUAGGUAUAUUAUUAUUUACCAAGUCCAGCCCCCUACUAAAUAACUAUGAUUUUUAAACCGGGACAAUUUUCUUAUCGGCCGGGACGCCGGGACACCGUGCUUCAAACCGGGACAUGUCCCGGCGUACCGGGACGUAUGGCAACCCUAGCCUAGCAACAAGCUCUUAUGAAUCGUAAUUAAUCUUAAUCUAAUUAUAAGAGCAAUUUAUUGAUGCUAAUAUUAUUCCAUAAUAAAAUUGGAUUAUUAUACAUAUCAAA